Molecule: messenger RNA, 450 nt
Organism: Anopheles marshallii
Lineage: Eukaryota; Metazoa; Arthropoda; Insecta; Diptera; Culicidae
Gene: Bin1
Product: histone deacetylase complex subunit SAP18
Exons: 2
Coding region: 1-450 (149 amino acids)
Biological process (GO): negative regulation of DNA-templated transcription
Cellular component (GO): nucleus
Molecular function (GO): transcription factor binding; transcription corepressor activity
Source: RefSeq, a predicted model, not a curated record
AUGGCCGGCUUAGAAUCGAUGAUAGUGGAAGAAAAGCAGCAACCGAUGAAAAGUGUUGACCGGGAAAAGACAUGCCCACUGUUGCUGCGCGUGUUUUGCUCGACCGGACGCCACCAUUCGACCAACGAGUACUCCUAUGGCAAUGUGCCCUCGAACGAGCUACAGAUCUACACCUGGAUGGAUGCAACGCUGCGGGAACUGACGACGCUGGUGCGGGACGUAAAUCCGGAAACGCGCCGUAAGGGUACGUACUUCGACUUUGCCGUCGUUUAUCCGGACCGUGGGUCUACGUACCGUAUGCGCGAGAUUGGCGUCACCUGUUCCGGCCAGAAAGGGGCUGAUGAUUCAAAAACGUUAGCACAAGCAAAGUUUACGAUCGGCGAUUUCAUGGACAUUAAUAUUACACCACCGAACCGAAUUCCACCGCCACGUCGGCAGCGUCCAUAUUAA